Molecule: messenger RNA, 4307 nt
Organism: Actinia tenebrosa (Australian red waratah sea anemone)
Lineage: Eukaryota; Metazoa; Cnidaria; Anthozoa; Actiniaria; Actiniidae
Product: xanthine dehydrogenase/oxidase
Molecular function (GO): 2 iron, 2 sulfur cluster binding; oxidoreductase activity; iron ion binding
Source: RefSeq, a predicted model, not a curated record
GUCACCUUUGUCGUUGUACUGGUUAUAGAUCCAUCUAUGAUGGCUUCAAAACAUUUGCUAAGGACCUCUGUUGUCAGCGUGGCCCCUGCUCAGAUGAUUCCUCUUGUUGCAAGAACAAACCAGAAUCUAAACACGAUACAUCGUGUUGCCUGUUUGACUUGAGUUCAUUGAAGCCUUACGAUCCAUCACAAGAACUGAUAUUUCCCCCAGAACUUAUGCUUGACAAGUCGACAAAGCCAAGCAGUCUAGAUAUCAAGGGGACCUUUGUGAGAUGGUUGCGCCCUUCGUCGUUGAAAGAAGCUCUGGAUCUGAAGAAAUCUUAUCCAGCGGCGAUAGCUCUUGCCGGCAUGAUUGGAGCAGGCUUUGGAAAGAAUUCAAGUAAGGAGAACCCUACAACAGUCUUGUCACUCUCACACAUCCCUGAGUUAAACGCCGUCAAAGUCGAUGAGAAAGGAGUGACAUUUGGUGCUGCUGUUUCUAUGGCAACUUUGGAGUCCACUCUCCGUGAUGUAAUUCAAAGUUCUCAAGAGAACAAAACCAGAAGUUUGUCAGCGAUGCUCAAAAUGGUUGCACUAUAUGGAAGCGUACAGAUAAAACACGCAAUGUCAAUUAGUAGCAAUAUUCUGCCUGCUUCAUCGACAUCCGACCUCAAUACUGUUCUGAUAGCCGUAGGAGCUCAUUUAGUGGCAAUCUCCACAGAAGGACAAAAACGUACCAUUUUGUGUGACGAUAAAUUCUUAUUGUCUCCUGGUAAAACUUCUUUGGCUGAUAAUGAGAUUCUGUUCUCCGUGCAUAUUCCAUUCACUACUAAUCCCUCAGAGUAUAUAUCCUUCUAUCGCCAAUCACGUCGCCAUGCCAACGACACGGCCAUAGUCAACGCUGCUUUCAGAGUUCAUUUGGACAAGAAGGACAAUGGAUACAGUGUUGUGGAUAGUAUGAUAGUGUAUGGUGGUGUUGGUAGUACUACUGUAAUAGCAAGGAAAGCAAUGGAAUCAAUCAAGGGCAGGGCCUGGGAUGAAUCUAUCGUUUCUCACGCCUUGACUCAACUCCAAGAAGAACUUGUACUCGCAGUAGAUCUUGGACAAGUGGAAUACAGACAAUCCUUGAUCCAAGGCUUUUUCUUCAAGUUCUACUCGGAUGUGUCUAACGUGAUUACCAAUGACCAACCUAUGACGGAACAAGUAUCUAUUCCCUUCAAGAGUUCACAAACAUUUGAGCCAGCUGAAGACUCUCAGAAAGAAGAGGAUAUGAUUGGCCGCCCUUUGGCACACACGACGGCUAUUGAACGGGCAACCGGUGUAGCUCAGUUUGUCGAUGAUAUUCCCCAAAGAAGAGGUGAAUUAUACAUCGUCCGAUUGCUGUCGGAUCGUGCUCAUGCUAAAAUCCUAUCCAUUGAUGUGACGGAAGCACUAGACAUGCCUGGAGUAGAGGCAAUAAUACAAGCUAGUGAUGUACCAGGGACUAAUAAUAUUGGAGUCAUACCAGACGAGGAAAUCUUCGCCAAAGAAAAAGUUGUGUAUGCUGGUCAACCAAUCGCAGCAGUUGUAGCCGAAACAAAAGACGAAGCACAAAGAGCAGCUAAGAAAGUGAAGGUUGUCUAUGAAGACCUCCCUGCUAUUAUAACCAUUAAGGACGCUAUCGCUGCAAAUUCAUUCUUCGAGGAAAGUCACUCGAUAGUUAACGGUGAUGUGGAUAGUGGUUUUGAUGCAGCUGAUCACGUGUUAGAGGGUGAAAUGUACGUGGGAGGACAGGACCAUUACUACAUAGAAACCCACACAUCGCUGGCCAUCCCUGGAGAGAAUAAUGAGAUGGAGAUUUACUGCUCUUCCCAGUUUCCUAGUUAUAUACAGGGGACGGUAUCUCAGGUUCUCAAUAUCCCAAGUAAUCGUAUCGUAGUACGUACGAAGAACGUUGGAGGCGCAUUUGGAGGAAAGAUUUUCAGAGCAAGUCAAGUGGCAUGUGCUGUUGCUGUUGCAGCAUACAAGACGGGUAAACCUGUUCGAUGCGCACUAGAUCGAGAUGACGAUAUGCAAAACUGCGGACAUCGCGAGGAUUACCUUGUGAAGUACAAGGUCGGAUGCUCGAAAGAUGGUCAAAUUGUUGCAUUUAAAGCCGUUUAUUUCGGUAACUCGGGAGCAGCUCUCGAUCUUUCUAUCCUGAUUAUGGAGAAGUUAUUGUUAAAUUUAGACAACUGUUAUAAGAUUCCUAACAUAGAUGUUACUGGACGCUUAUGUAAAACAAACAUAGCACCCAACACAGCUAUGAGAGGAUUGGGAUCUUCUCAGGGCAUCCUUUUCACCGAGUCCUUGAUGUCUGAUAUCGCUAAAAAGUGUGGGAUACCAGAGCGAAAGGUUCGUGAGCAGAACAUGUACAAAGAGGGUAACUUGACUCACUUCAAUCAAUCCCUGAGAGAUUGUACUAUCCGCCGAGUGUGGUCCGAGAUGAUGUCGAAGAGUCACUACGAGAACAGAAGACUUGCAGUGGAUUCCUUUAACAAACAAAAUAAGUGGAAGAAACGAGGUAUAUUCGUUAUGCCAGGCAAGUACGGCAUAGGAUUUACCAUUCCAGAUUUCAUGCAGAGUGGUGCUCUUGUGUCCAUCUAUACAGAUGGUACCGUACGUAUCUCUCACGGAGGUGUGGAAAUUGGUCAAGGUUUACAUACCAAGAUGGUACAGGUCGCCGCUAACGCCCUUGGGAUUCCUGUGUCAAAAGUGUUUAACUGUGCAAUAAGUACAGACACAGUUCCCAACUCAUCUGUCACCGGGGGUUCAUAUUCGUCAGACAUCAAUGGCAUGGCUGUUAAGGACGCAUGUGACAAGCUGUCCAAAAGAAUUAAACCGUACAAGGUCACCAAUCCCGACGGUAAAUGGGAAGAUUGGGUCCAAGCUGCGUAUGCUGAUCACGUGAGCCUUUCAUCCACUGGAUAUUACCAAUCUCGACAUUUCACCUAUAGCUGGAAGACAAACUUGGGUCAAGCAUUCAAGUACUUUGUGUACGGAGCUUGUUGUUGUGAAGUCGAAGUGGACUGCCUGACUGGCGAUCACACUAUCCUGCGUGCUGAUAUAGUGGUGGAUAUUGGCAAGAGUCUAAAUCCAGCAAUCGAUAUUGGACAGAUUGAGGGCGGCUUUAUCCAGGGUGCUGGUAUGUAUACUAUAGAAGAGUUGCGUUUCUCUCCAGAUGGUCGUCUGCUCACUACUGGACCAAAAACAUACAAGAUACCUACCUCAGCUGAUAUACCUAAAGAGUUCAAUGUACACAUCCUGAAAGAAUCCCGCAAUGACCAGGCAAUACACGCGUCCAAGGGUUCAGGUGAAUUCAGUGUUUUAUUGGCACCUGUUGUUUUUCUCGCCAUCAAGAAUGCAGUUAACGCGGCCAGGUGUGAUAUCGGACUAGACGAGAUCUAUCGCUUUGACAGUCCAGCCACGUGUGAGCGCAUCAGGAUGGCUUGUGGAGACCAGCUGAAAAACAAGCUCGCUUCCAUUUGAUCUCUAUCUUUUCCGGCUUACCUCAUACAAGAUUUUGAAAGUAUCAAUGAGUAUAAACUUAUGAUAGUAUAGACCCCUUGCAUGUGACGUCAAAGCAGCUCGAUCUGAGGUACAAAACAAUAGAAUACCAUUAUCUUGAGAAUUGGAACCUAUUGUUUUGUCCCCCAGAUUGAGCUGCUUUGACGUCACAUGCAAGGGGUCUAUAGUCAGAUCAGAGUAGGUGAAGUCAAGAUCAAAGUAUUCGUCAUUUUAAAUACCUAAAAAAUACGAUCAACCAGUUCGCAAUAAUAGUAUAUUUCCCUAUCUUUUUUUAAUACUAAAUUUACCUGAAUGUAUAAUAAUCGUUGUUUAUUCUUAAAUCAUUAUACCGAGGUUCUAAAAAAACUCUUUUUAAAAAAAUCUUUUUUAUUUUUUAUUUUUUACGAAAUCUUUUGGAAUCCAAGCGAAGAAAAUAUCAAGAAGAGAUAACUAGCUAAAAACUAGUGUGAGCUGCGUCGUUGUUUCUAAUGAAACAGUAAUGAUAAAUGAAAAUAUCAGUAUUAAAUACAUAGUCUAACAGUGGCGGAUCCAGAGGAGGGGUGCAAGGGGUGCACGCCCCUCCCUUCGACUUUGUGCCCCUACUUUGAAGAUAACCAAUACAAAAUAAUGUUUUUCCCCUUUGACUCUAAGGGGUGCACCCCUCCCUGGGUUAACUUUGUAAGCAACACCCUCCCCUGAACAAAUUUCUGGAUCCGCCCCUGAGAUAAAAGACAUAAAAAAAACCCAUCUAUAUCAACUAGUAAAACGGCGAUUUGAGGAAUAAAACGAUCAUACCAUAGUUCA